ACGAACCACUCCGCAACCCGAGAUACGCGUCGCGCUCUAGUGUAGAUUAAAACUGCGGACACAUAUGCGAGUGAAUGAACAAAACCAUUCGGGGCUCCAGAAGAGCAACUGAUGGUCAGAUCAUGGACUCGUCAUCUCGAACGCUGGAAAAACUGGAAAAUGAAAAUAAUAAGAAUGGGUCAGUAAAGCAGGUGCUCUUGGAUGGAUGUGUGCCCUUCUCUCAUCAAGUGGCCGGACAUAAAUGCGGGAUCAAUAACACUGGUGUUCUGCAGCAUCCUGAUGGAACGAUCCUGAAACAGCUACAAGCUCCUCCGAGAGGCCCACGAGAGAUGAACUUCUACACACAGGUAUUUGCUAAGGACUGUACAGAUAAAAGGCUAUUGGAUUUGCAACAACAUCUUCCCAAGUUCUAUGGCACAUGGAUGCCACGAGAGUCACCACAUGAGCUGUAUCUGAAACUGGAGGAUGUGACGAGGAGGUUCUUACGGCCCUGCAUCAUGGAUGUGAAGAUCGGGAGGAGAAGUUAUGACCCGUUUGCGUCAAAAGAAAAACGUGAAGAGCAGAUUAGCAAGUAUCCUCUGAUGGAAGAGAUCGGCUUCCUGUUAUUGGGCAUGAGGGUGUACCAGAUCCACUCAGACAGUUACAUCACUCAUGACCAGUUCUAUGGACGCAGUCUCAGAAAGGACAUUUUAAAAAAUGGCCUGAGCAGAUUCUUCCACAAUGGUCAAGAACUACAGAGGCAUGCAGUUUCUCUGAUCAUCUCCAAAAUCCGAGGCAUUCUCCGCUGGUUUGAGAGCCAGACUCAGUUGCAUUUCUAUGCCAGCUCUCUGCUGCUGGUGUAUGAGGGCUCUCCUUACACAACCAACAAAUCCAAACACAAGCCAGCUGAUCCAGCAACCGAACAUCAGCAGGGGGAGCCACAGAGCAAGGCUUUGAACUUUCAGAGCAGUUUAACACACAGUCAUCCGUACUGCCACAACGUUCAGCAUGAGAGGAACGCCAACAGAAAACAUGGAGGAAGUGAAAAAGAGCAAAAUAAGGAAACUGGAAUGAGGGAUAAGAAGCAGUUUGGACAGGAGGAGGCAGUGGAGGUGAAAAUGAUCGAUUUUGCUCAUGUAUUUCCCAGCAACAGUCCGGAUGAGAGCUACAUGUAUGGACUCAGGAACCUUCUCUCAACUUUAGAACAAAUACUGAAGGACUGACAUCUGUCCAUCUCUCUCUUCACUGGUUGGAUGUUUCUGACUGUUGUUUUAAAGCCAGUGCAGAUCAUUUCACACACAUACACAAACAUCGCUGAUGCCUUAAUUUGGAAAAUAGGUUUAUUAUAUAUUUAUAGGGAUAAUUGUCUUAAUCUUUUGAGAUAAAAGAGUUCAUUGUAUUCUGAAAACAUACUGUAACUUUCAGAACUUAAGACUCUGGAUAAGAAAGGCUGUCACAGUUGGUUGUCAACAACUAAAAAAUUACUAAAAAUAGGUACUGUAGAACUCAGGGAAAAAUAAUCUUAAAUUAUGAUAAUGAUAAAGCAGUUCAUCUGUGCUGUCAAAACACUUGCAAUGUGAAUUACUGAUGUCUCAUAAUGACUCCACUUCUGAUGCAACUAUUGAUGUU
Messenger RNA from Cyprinus carpio (common carp), 1608 nucleotides. Its product is annotated as inositol polyphosphate multikinase a. The transcript is spliced from 8 exons. Gene Ontology annotation, biological process: inositol phosphate biosynthetic process. Gene Ontology annotation, molecular function: inositol tetrakisphosphate kinase activity; inositol-1,4,5-trisphosphate 3-kinase activity. Gene Ontology annotation, cellular component: nucleus; cytoplasm. The coding region runs from base 75 to 1202 and encodes 375 amino acids. The record is from RefSeq and is a predicted model, not a curated record. Lineage: Eukaryota; Metazoa; Chordata; Actinopteri; Cypriniformes; Cyprinidae.